Molecule: messenger RNA, 1593 nt
Organism: Debaryomyces hansenii CBS767
Lineage: Eukaryota; Fungi; Ascomycota; Pichiomycetes; Serinales; Debaryomycetaceae
Product: tetrahydrofolate synthase
Exons: 1
Coding region: 1-1593 (530 amino acids)
Biological process (GO): tetrahydrofolylpolyglutamate biosynthetic process
Cellular component (GO): cytoplasm; mitochondrion; cytosol
Molecular function (GO): tetrahydrofolylpolyglutamate synthase activity; ATP binding
Source: RefSeq, a predicted model, not a curated record
AUGAGUGAAUCCGACAACAACAAAUUGACGCCGACUAUUAUUAACGAUAUGCGGGUGCCUACUCCUAGUACAGCUAGUAGAACAUACAAGGAUGCAAUUAAUGCAUUGAACACGUUACAAUCGAAUUUUGCGUCCAUAGAGGCCAUCAAAAAGUUGGGGCCAGAUGUGAAUAAGAAUGAGAUGUCUAUUAGAGAGGUUUACGAGUAUACCAGAAGGUUGGGGUAUCAGCCCAAAGACUUCAAUCGAAUGAAUCUCAUUCACGUCACUGGUACUAAGGGUAAAGGGUCUACAUGUGCAUUCGCCGAGUCUAUUUUGAGCCAAUAUAGAUCGACUAAUAGUGGACCAAUCAAUAAGAUUGGGCUAUUUACAUCACCCCACUUGAAGACGGUCAGAGAAAGAAUCAGAAUCGACGGUAGUCCGAUUAAUGAGUUGAAGUUUACAAAGUACUUUUUCGAAGUGUGGGAUAAAUUGUCUACCACGGAAUCUUCAGCGACAGAAUUUCCAACUUUGCAACCUAGUAACGUUGUCAAACCUAUGUAUUUCAAAUACUUGACCAUUUUGUCAUUCCAUGUAUUCAUGUCAGAAGGAGUGGAUACUGCUAUUUAUGAAGUUGGUGUGGGUGGUCAAUAUGACUCUACGAAUAUAAUUGACGCACCAACGGUAGUUGGUAUUUCGAGUUUGGGUAUCGACCAUACGUUUAUGUUGGGCAAUACAAUUGACUCGAUUACCUGGAACAAAACUGGUAUAUUCAAGAAAGGCUGUCCAGCUGUCGUAAGUGAUCAACUAGAGUACCCUGAGUCAUUAGAUGUCAUCAAAGAAAGAGCUACCGAACUAGGUGUGUCUAGAUUAGAAAUUGUAGACACAAAUUAUUUACCGCCCAACGUCAAGCUAGGUUUGGCUGGAGAUUUUCAAAGACUGAAUGCUGCGUUGGCCAUCAAAUUGGCAACAAUCCAUUUGCAGAAGUUAGGUGUACCAUCAAACGAGUUGCCUGACUUCGAUAACAGUAAUACCUUGCCCGAUAAGUUUUUAAAGGGGUUAUCUGACACACAAUGGAGUGGCCGGUGUCAAUUGAUUGAAAAAGAAGGUAUUAAUUGGUAUAUUGAUGGUGCCCAUACUCUUGAGUCCAUAAAUGUUGCAUCGUCUUGGUUCAAAUAUACUGUUAAUACAAAGCAUCAACCUAAUAAGGGGUUGAAGAUUCUCUUAUUUAAUCAGCAAAACAGAGAGAAUGCAAAUGAUUUGUUAAGAAAAUUAUACGGGAAUGUUAGUUCUAGCGAAUUUAAAUUUGAUCAUGUUAUUUUUACGACCAACAUUACGUGGUCUGAUGGCAAUUACAAUAGCGAUUUAGUUUCUUUAAAUAGCUCCAAGGAGCAAGUAGAUAAGUUGAUUAUUCAAAAAGAAUUAGCAGAAGUUUGGAGUAAGUUAGAUCAGAAGAAUGGUUAUAAUUCUCGAAAGCAUAUUUUUCACGACAUUGAAACAAGCGUUAACUUUAUCAAGAGUUUGACGCAUGAUUCACCUGUCAUUGAUGUGUUCGUAUGUGGCUCAUUACAUUUAGUGGGUGGAUUUUUAGUGGUGCUUGAUAAUGAAAGAGACUAA